CAGAGUUUAUAGUGCAACAAACAUUCGUUAACGCGCUUCUGGCACCGCUACACGUUUUUAGCACGAACAUUUACCAAAAUUGCAGUUACGUUCCUCGCAGACUCCCUGCCGAGUUCACUGUUAAUUUUACAAAGGCUUUGCAUUUUGUCUGACAACAUUAAACGAUGGGCGAUGUAGAUGACGUUGAAAGGCCUUCAGGGCCAGUGGAAGAUACCCCAGCAGCUUCGGCGGGCCCUAGUUCUGCAGCCAUAUCUGCCGCAACCGCUACAGCAGGCCUCUUCCGGCGUAAGAAAGGCGGCGGGAACAUUCGUAAGCGCGGUGGGCAAGAUGCAGAUGCUGGCGCCGGAGGAGACGAGGAUGACACUGAGGGCAGCGGCAUUGUGCGGAAGGCGAAGCAGCUGAAGGGUGACGCCCCUCUGGCCUUCACUACCGCUAAGAACGAAAAGCAGGAGCUUAUGGUUGAGUACGCGGGGUCAAAGGCACUCCAAGAGGGGAAAGACACCCUGGUGUCACGUGCCCUGGAGACGGAGACCGAGUACGACCGUGAUGCUAGGGCCCAACGUGAAAGGGUGCUUAAACAGGCCACUGAGGGGGCGGAUGACGACGGCAAGUACAAGGGGAUGAACAACUACAUCGACUAUCGAAAGGGCUUCCGCCGUGAGCACACGGUGGCCUCGGAGAAGGGCACGGGCUCGCACGGCCCCCUGCGCGGCAACGCCUACGUGCGUGUCACGGCUCGCGUUGACUACCAGCCCGACCUGUGCAAGGACUACAAGGAGACGGGGUACUGCUCGUACGGCGACACGUGCAAGUUCAUGCACGACAGAGGGGACUACAAGAGCGGCUGGGAGCUGGAUAAGAUGUGGGAAGAGGAGCAAAAGCGUAAGGCUGAGGCGCUAGCCAAGGGCUGGAACCCCGACGGCGAGGAGGACGAGGAGGGCGAGGGGCGGGGCGCGGAGGCGGAGGACGAGCUGCCCUUCGCCUGCUUCAUCUGCCGGGAGCCCUGGGAGGCAUGCAAGGGGCCGCCCGUGGUGACUCGCUGCAAGCACUACUUUUGCGAGAAGUGCGCGCUCAAGCACAACGCCAAGACGUCCAAGUGUGCUGUGUGCGGGCAGUCCACUCAGGGCAUCUUCAACGUGGCGGCGGACAUCGUCAAGCGGCAGAAGCGGCUGCAGCAGCAACAGCAAUGAUGAUGACAUGGCAGUGAGGCAGAAAGUCUGUGGGUCUAGCAGUGGACACGGGUGUAUAUAGGAACGUAGCGGCAGGCAGCCGCAGGGAGCCAGCACUGGAGGGCAGUAGAGGAC
Molecule: messenger RNA, 1304 nt
Organism: Astrephomene gubernaculifera
Lineage: Eukaryota; Viridiplantae; Chlorophyta; Chlorophyceae; Chlamydomonadales; Astrephomenaceae
Source: the annotation of a GenBank genome assembly